AUGUAUCAUUUUCCUACCCACCAAUUCUACAACCAAAAUGCUUACCAGCAGCAAUGUCCGAUGUAUGUAGAUAAUAAUAAACAUGCCUCUAUCCCAGUUGUAGCUCAGAUAUCAUGUGAAACCGUACAACACAACUUAACUGAAAUACAACCCGAGGUAAAUGAACCUCAAGCUACACAUACAACAACCAAUUGUCUAAAGAAAAAAGCAAAUGCCAACAAAGGCAGAGUUGACACGUCCAACUUUACAAUUGAAGAAAGACUGGUAGCGGCCGUUUGGGUGCAUGAGAGAAAAAAUACUAAAAGCAGCAUGAGCCAAAUCAAGCGAGACUUCCGCGAGAGGUUUGACCGCGAGCCUCCAGCCAAGAACACAUUAGUGGUGUGGGAGCGUAAACUGUUUUCUACGGGUAGCGUUCACGACGCUCCCAGAGCGGGCCGACCGAUUAAUAGGCUCGCGCGCACGGCCGAGGUGGCGGCGUCGGUGCGCGCGGCGCCGGGCCUGUCCGUGCGCGCCCGCGCCCGCGCGCUCCGCCUGCCGCGCACCACGCUGCGCACCAUCCUGCGCGCCGACCUGCCGCACGCACCGCCACCCGCGCUCGCCGGUAAACAACAAACAAAGGCGAAGAAAAGAAAGAAACUCAAGCCAACUCAAGAGGUAGAGCAUGGUGUUGGGUGUGGACAGCUCGUACGGAGUGGCUACCCGUGA
This is a messenger RNA of Arctia plantaginis, 705 nucleotides long. The record is from the annotation of a GenBank genome assembly. Lineage: Eukaryota; Metazoa; Arthropoda; Insecta; Lepidoptera; Erebidae.